Salvia miltiorrhiza (redroot sage) is the source of this 813-nucleotide messenger RNA. RefSeq names its product putative germin-like protein 2-1. The record is from RefSeq and is a predicted model, not a curated record. The coding region runs from base 75 to 731 and encodes 218 amino acids. NCBI's taxonomy places the organism in Eukaryota, Viridiplantae, Streptophyta, Magnoliopsida, Lamiales, Lamiaceae. Gene Ontology annotation, cellular component: cell wall. The transcript has 2 exons. Gene Ontology annotation, molecular function: manganese ion binding.
UGUUACCAAUACAAGCUUUCUUGAAUUGCAAUUAGCGAUUAAAAAAAAAAACAUUUUCAAGAUUCUAAUCGAAAAUGUCUUCAGUUUCAAUUCUAUUCAUCACAUUAGCCAUCAUCAAUUUUAUGUCCAUCGCCUUGGCCUUCGACACUAGACCUCUGCAAGAUUUCUGCGUCGCCGAUCUCACGAGCAAAGCACAAUUUGGCGGCGUAGUACCAUGCAAGGACCCUGAAACAGUAACGGCCAACGACUUCUUCCUGAGCGGCCUGCAUUUGGCGGGAAACACCUCGAAUCCAUACGGCGUCGCCGUGGCCUCCGCGUCCGCAACCACAUUGCCGGGGCUGAACAAUCUGGGCCUGACGUUCAUGCGCGUGGAUCUGGCGCGGAACGGCUUCUUCCCGCCGCACUACCACCCGAGGGCGACGGAGCUGGUGGUGGUUCUAGAAGGUUCCAUGGAAGUCGGAUUCAUAACCUCGAGCCCCAAGUACAACUAUUUCAGCAAAGUUCUACGGAAAGGCGAUGUCUUUGUGGUUCCCGUCGGCCUCGUGCACAACGUGCGUAAUCUCGCCCAAGGAAACACCGUCGCAUUGGUGGCGUUCAACAGCCAGAAUCCCGGAGUUACGAAUAUUCCAAAUGCCGUUUUGGCGGCGGAGCCCGCCGUCGACAGCGUUUAUCUGUCCAAGGCGUUCCGGUUGGGAGUCAAAACUGUGAAACGUCUGCAAAGAAAGUUCUAGAUCUUUCAUCAUGUUCAUGUAAUUAUUUAAUUCAUCGCCUCACCAUCUAAUAAUCGUAUGUGCCAAUGGCGUUUUACCUGAA